ACGUACGUCGGAGGUCGAAGUUGAGGGGGACGUAGUACGGCUCGUGGUUGGAAGGUUCGCGGGAAACGUCCCAAAACAAAUCGGUUCUGACGGGCACGCGACCGACUUAAGGCACCGUCUGAACUUUAACCGAUCAGCGUUAACGUCUUGUUUAACCGCGGUAACACAACGACCACUGAGCGCCGUUAAGGAAUAAAUCUCACUCUAAAACCGAACCAGCUGCUUUAGGUAGCUCCGGGCUAACACAGCACUGCCAGCGGGCGCUAAUCGGUUAGCUUAGCACUAACCAGCUCCCGACGGAUUUAUAGGAGAAGUAACGGCUAACGCAAGGCUCGAUAGACGGUGAAUCCACGGUGUGAAAUGGCAGAGAGGCCAGAGGACCUGAACCUUCCCAACGCGGUGAUCACCCGCAUCAUUAAGGAGGCGCUCCCAGAUGGGGUGAAUGUGUCGAAAGAAGCAAGGAGGGCAAUUUCCCAAGCUGCCAGUGUGUUUGUGUUGUAUGCAACCUCCUGUGCAAAUAAUUUUGCCAUGAAAGCCAAGAGAAAAACUCUGAAUGCAGGAGAUGUUUUGGCUGCAAUGGAGGAAAUGGAGUUUGAACGUUUCCUGGAGCCUCUCAAAGAAGCUUUGGAAGUGUAUAAGAAGGGCCAGAAAGGAAAGAAGGAGGUGUCUGAGCAGAAGCGCAAAGAUAAGGAGAAGAAGAACGACUCUGAGAAUGAUAAGAGCAGGGAGGAGGAAGAGGAGGAGGAGGACCGCAUGGAAGAGGAGCCUGAAGCAGAGAACGAAGCUGAGGAAGAGGAGGUGGAGAACUGAGGAUGCUUUCAUCACCAAGCCCUGCUGACAUGAACGAUGAGAUGCACUCCCGUCAGCUCCUCUGAGGUUAUCACAAUAUGAACACGGCGUGUUUACGUGACGCUUGUUUGUCAUCGAACUGUCGUGAAUCAAUUAAAUCCAGGUGACAGUGCAGCUAUGGUGUGAUGAGCUCAAAGGAGGUGAGGUUACAGUUUGUGGAGUUCAGUUUUUUUUUUUAUAUGGUGGGGCAGCUUCUGUCUUCCAACCAAACACAAUACAACAAACAUCAGCACAAAGCACAAUUAAACCACACACCAGACCAUGUCACACAUUUCACACACUUGUCUUCACCAUUUUGUAUUAGUCGUUUUUUUUUUUUUUUAUAAACCUGAGUCACAUUUUGAUACUAACGCUGUUCAGCUCCUUCUCUAACAGGAUUUCUCAACAUUAAGUGAUGUGAACUGUGGUGGAAAAUAGUUGAAAGUGAUUCUGUCCCCACUCAACCAGCAGUCCACUUUGGCAGAUCAGUUUACUGCUGGAGGGGGUGAGAACAUAGGCAGUAAUUUGACCAGUGUCCAGUUUUGAAGAGGUGUUACAACACCUGUGUUACCAAUGACAACUAUAAACCAGAGUUCUGAAAUUAUAAAUGUCUAAACACAUGAAGCUGUACAAGAACAUUUUAAAUCAGGAUUUCAUCACCUCGUCAUCGAUUAAGUAAACAAAAAAAAUGUCCUGAUAUUCGACAACCUUCUGUAUAAAAUCACACCCACAUUUUUGAAUUUAUAACCAUGUUUGGAGGUUUUCAAUUGUGUUUUCCACACAUGCAGUUUGAGAAGCUUAUUUUGAGAAACCCUGUGCUGGAAGAAUAGUUGUAUUUGUCAGGUGAAAUCAGUUUCAUAUCUAAAAAAAAAAAAAAAAAACCCACUUCAUGUUUAUAAAAGACAAGUGACUGCAGUGAACGGUUGUUGGACUACAUUGUUUCACACCCAGUACAAUUAGCUGCACCAGUGUAUGUAGGCCUUUUUGUUCUUUAUCUGCUGAGUUUUUUAAGCAUUUAUACUUUUGUAGAAUUGUAUAUGACUGGCUGAGAUUUUCAAUAAAUAUUUUGUAUAAAAUUGUAACUGCAAAACUAAAA
Messenger RNA from Lates calcarifer (barramundi perch), 1924 nucleotides. RefSeq names its product polymerase (DNA directed), epsilon 3 (p17 subunit) (gene pole3). Gene Ontology annotation, molecular function: protein heterodimerization activity; chromatin DNA binding. The record is from RefSeq and is a predicted model, not a curated record. Gene Ontology annotation, cellular component: epsilon DNA polymerase complex; CHRAC. The transcript has 4 exons. Lineage: Eukaryota; Metazoa; Chordata; Actinopteri; Centropomidae. The coding region runs from base 361 to 810 and encodes 149 amino acids. Gene Ontology annotation, biological process: heterochromatin formation; leading strand elongation; DNA damage response.